Molecule: messenger RNA, 5247 nt
Organism: Brassica rapa (field mustard)
Lineage: Eukaryota; Viridiplantae; Streptophyta; Magnoliopsida; Brassicales; Brassicaceae
Product: ethylene-responsive transcription factor 2
Biological process (GO): regulation of DNA-templated transcription; ethylene-activated signaling pathway
Molecular function (GO): DNA-binding transcription factor activity; DNA binding
Source: RefSeq, a predicted model, not a curated record
UUUAAUGCAUAAAAUAAUAUUUAUUAUUUCAUAAUAUGUAAAAAAUAUUACGCGCAAGGCGCGGAUCUUAACCUAGUUUCUUAUUAUAGUUAAUAAAAAACAUGAAAUAUUUUUGAGUUUCUUUUUUUUGGUCAACAUAAAGAAGUUCUAAAAUGACAAUGACGUUAGAAACUGAACAAAAUUAGUUAGUAUAAGGGAAAGGUAAAGGGAAAACGUGAGAAGAUAUUAACUUGUGUCUAAGAGAAAUGUAUCCCGAUUUGUGGAGACAUUUUAUUAAGUGUCCCAUUCGAACUAGCUAUGCCAUACCUGCUUUGAUUUUUAUUUAACCACCAAAACCAAAAUCUAAGCUAGAUUUCAUGUAACUAAACCAAAAUAUAUUUAGGAACCACUAAUUAAGCACACAUUUGCAAUUUUAAUAUUAUCCAGCUCUGUAUUUUUCAAAUUUUAUCAGCUAUAAGGGCAUCAGCAGCGGUCAUUUUUUACAAUGAUCUCUCAUCAAAAUACUAAUAUAAAAAUGAAAACAAGGAAAGAGAAAUCAGAAAAAAAUAAAAAGACGUACGUAGAAGAAGAGACACUAACUUUUUUUGUAGAGAGAUUAUCUACACGUGUAUAUAUGUUUUUUUUUUUUUUUUUUGUUUUUGACGUCUCACGUGUAUAUAUGUAAAUGAGACAGCAAGCACUAAAACAUUAAAUCUUAUUUAGAUAACUAAUUUGCUUUACAAUAUUAAUAAAAUUAUGAUGAGAAACCAUGGUGAAGAAACUUAUCACUAAAGAUGCUCUAAUAUCACUUAAAAGAGGUCAAUUUCUUUCAACUAAAUUCAAAUUUUGAUUUAAAUUUUUAAAGUUUAAUAUUCCACAAAUAAUAGUAGACCAAGACCUUGGUUCUAUUAAUAAACCAAACAAGGGACAAGUUGCUUUAUAAAACCGAAAUAUAAAUUCAAAACCCAUAAGACAAAAACAAGGGACAAGUUAAGAGAGACCAAUCAACAUCUUGCUUCCGUAUAUUUCAUGACGUCAAUCUUGACACUUCAGCUUCAUUGUGUGGAUAAAGCUCACGUGUUCAAAUUCACGAACCUUCGUGGUAAUGAAAAAUCCACAACUUUCAUAUUUAUUUAUCAGUUUUUUAAGUUCCACACUCCCACUAUAUUAUAAAAUUGAAAAAUCAUGAAAAAGACUUUUAUAAUAAAUUUUCCAGGUUCAUGAACCUCGUCUACUCUAGUAUCCACUAUAUAAACCUCUUCACGCAUAGAAAAAGAUUUUAGAUGUUUUGACAAUUCAAUCCAAAACAUAAAAAAAAAAAAAAAUAUUUUCUCUGUAAUAAUGUAUGGAGAGGGCGAGAUUAUGGCGGCAACAGAAACCGAGUACGCUGUGUUGGAGUCGAUACGACGUCACUUGCUAGGAGGAGAGACGGAGUUACAAUUCAGUGAGUCAAUACCGAGUUCUUGCUUCACUGAGAGUUGGGGAGACUUGCCGUUAAAAGAGAAUGAUUCUGAGGAUAUGUUAGUGUACGGUGUUCUCAACGAGGCCUUCAACGGAGCAGCCUAUGAAACGUCAUCUCCGUCAUCGGACUUGAGCUGUCUCAGCGAUUUUUUUGAUUUAGAACCGUCGUCGAAGCCCCCGGCUACUCCGUCUCAUAACGAUUUUCCGGCGGUUAAAACGGAGCCGGCGGAGAAUCUCGCAGCGGUGGCGGAGAAGCCGAAGGAGGUGGCGCCGCCGGCAAAGGGGAAGCAUUACAGAGGAGUAAGACAGAGGCCGUGGGGGAAAUUCGCGGCGGAGAUUCGAGAUCCGGCGAAGUUCGGGGCGAGGGUUUGGUUAGGGACGUUUGAGAAGGCGGAAGAUGCAGCUUUGGCUUACGACAGAGCUGCUUUUAGGAUGCGUGGUUCCCGCGCCUUGUUGAACUUUCCGUGGAGAGUGAAUUCAGGUGAACCCGACCCGGUUCGGAUCCCGUCAAAGAGAUCUUAUACUUCUUCUUCAUCGUCUGAUAAGGGGACGCCGAAACGGAGGAGAAAUACAGAGGAGGUGCCGUCGGAGUUGCAGGUGAAGUGCGAAGUUGCAUAAGAGACAUGUGUUGUUUGGUUAUCAGAGCUACUUCAUGUGUGUUCUUUUCUUUUUUGGUCAGCAGCUUCAUGUGUGUUUUGCAAUAGAAAGUUUUGCUAUUAAAUGUGGCGGCAGACAGUCGAGUGUUCUGUGUAAAUUAAUAUACUACUGUUUUGACAACGUAAGAUGCUUUUAUUCCAAAAACAGGUAUUUUUUUUCCUAAAGACCCCUAAAAAUAUUUAUUAAAAAUCAUUUAAUUAUAAAUAAAACAGUAAAAUAUAAUUAUUUAUAGGCGUUUUAGUAAAAUUAAAAUUUAUUUAUUUACUAAAAUUUACAUAAAUAUGUGAAAAAUAAUUAUAAUGUGAAGUAACAAGAACUUAUGCCUCAUUCUCAAGCUGCUCUACCAAGCUUGUUGCUGCAUAGUGUGGAAAGAGUCGCAAUAGCAGACUUCACUCCUCAGCCUCACGGCCUGCAGCUUCUCUUAUUGAUGAGAUCAGUCUCAUCAUUCGCAGUAAGCUUGACUCUUUAUCACGAGCUCAAAGAAAUCUUCCCUCUACCAUUUCCUUUUGUCUACUUGGUUUGAGGUUUUCCACUGAUUGUUAGGUGGUUGUUGCAGAACCUUUUGUCUGAUCUGCUUGCGCUGUAAGCCCACGGGUUCUUCUAUUUUUUUUUAUUUGUAUCCAGAUUACAUGUGAUCUUUCAAAAUGCACUGUAAGCCUCAGGGCCUUGAUAUAAAUAUAAAAAUUUAAAGUAAAAAAAUAGAUCGAGUGAACUAAAUUGCAAAGAUGCUUUUUUUUUUCUUGUUUUUCAUCAAACAAAUAAAGACGUUUUUCUUUAUAAGUUUUCUUUAUUAAUAGUGUAUGUAUUACCUUUAAUAGUUUUCUUGUGAGCUUCAAAUCUUUAUUGCAUUAUUAAUAUUAAAUUAUUUUUGUUGUAUUACGACGUUAGCCUGAAUAAAAGCUAUAGAUGUGUAGAAUCAAAUGUAUUUGAUUCAACUAUGAAAUUAAAUUUGGGAUGACCAAUUUUCAAUUAUCACAAAAAUAUCGCUCUGCAACAAAAAGAAUACAUCUUUCAUUUCUUACUGUUGCUUUUUCAUAGUAGUAUUCAUGAUUUUAACAAUAAAUAAAAUGUAUCCAUAUUUUGAUAUCAAAUACGUUAUAUCUCCCUAGGCCCUAGCUGAGUUCGUUAGCUAGUUUUGAUCGCCGUUUGGGUUGUGGGGCUUACUUCCUAGCCCCAGUAACAAAAUAUAGAUUUUAAAAGAUCAUUCACCUAUUUAUAAAGUUGUUCUUCUAUUCAUGUCUCAUGUAUACUUUUUUCAAGAUCUUAUAAUUUUCAUGAAUUCCAAAUUUUACGGCCAAAGCAUCAUCUAACGCGAAGAAAAAUAACCAUGCGAUCAAAAUUUGAUAACAUCUUAGUUAAUUUGACAUCGGAGUGGAUUUUUUUCCACCACGAAAAAUUAUCUAGCUGAAAUUGUCCUAAAACUGUUCAACAUCAACAUCAUGAUUGAGUUUCAGUGACCUGUUAUGUACCAAAUGGUGAUGUGUCACACUUACCAUUGAUGAUGCUUGAAUCGAACUCAAAUUAUAAAUAUCCAUAUUCUAAUCUAGAGUCGUCAUCAUUAAAGAUGUGAAGGAUUAAAACGUAUCCGUAUUUGGAUAAAAACCAUUAUGGCUAUUGUAAACAUCGAGUUCAUCUUCUAGAUUUCUUGAUCGGAGGAGUAUCACCGGAAAUACUCUUGCUACCAUGAUCCGAGCCUAAAUCCAAUCAGCUGAGAAGGGAGAUAAUCACAUUUUCAUUGCUAAUAACAGACCACUAACUAUUUUUUUUCUACAUUUUCUUUAGAAAAUAUAUUUUAUGCGAUUUGUUAAUAUUAGAAGAAAUGAAUGAAUCGAGAGUACGUAAGGUGAAAAUCAGCUUCUCAUGGAGGUGAUGAAACGUAGGAGACGAGAGACACACAAAGUUUUCUGGUUAUUUGAUAAUGAGUGUGUGCAAAGACACUUUAUACACGUUGACACUAAUCCAAAACAAAACGGUUCUCUAUGAAUAAAACAUAUUUGCAAUUGAUUUUAACCAAACCAUCUGAACCGUAUACUAAGCUAAAAUCAAUAGUUAAUAAAUUUGGGGAACGCAUUAUAUAACAAGCAUAACCUAGUUAUAUAUAUAUUUUAUUAAACCAUAAACAUUUUAUUGGACAUAACUUUUAAUAUUAUAACACUAGAUUAUGACCCAUUCUUUUGUGCGCGAGAAUAGUUUUUGAUAAAAUUUAAUUUACAUUAUCAAUAGAUUUAUAUCAAUAGAUUUAAACAUUUUUGAUAAGUAAUGUUAUAACAAUUUUAUUUUAGUGUAUUUAAAAACUAUUUAAUUAUAUUAUUCUAUAUUUAUAUUAAAUAGGUAAUUAUCUUAAAUAUUACUUAAUUUUUUUAAAUUAAUUCAUCCUGUUUCAUUACGAAGUUUUAAUAAAAUAUCUAUACUUUUUUGAUUAUAUUUGUGAUAUAUAUAUAUAUAUAUAUUUAUGUGAUAAAUUUUUAAUUAUAAAAUUUAUUUGAUGUUAAUUUACUGACUCUUAACAUUUUCUUUGUAUAAAACAUUAUGUGUCAUCUUUUUAAUAAAAAUGAAAUUUUUAUUAUUUUUUUUCUAAAUUAUUUGAUAAAUCAAUUAAUUGACCAAAACACUCAAAUUAUAUAUAUUUUUGGAAAUAAGUAUAUGUAUUUGUAAUGUUUAAGUACAAAAAAUAUUAAUAUAAAAUCAAUUAAAUUAAUUGACUCCUUUAUUUAUAUUUUCAUAAAUAUAAAACUACAUUCAUUUAGUCAAUAAAUUGACAUAAAAUAUAUUUUAACUAAAAUGUUAUCAAAAUAUUUAUCACACAAUUAACCAAAUUAAGUAACACAGAUUUUAUUAAAAUUUAAAACGAAAAAUGUUGAAAUAAUUCAAAAAAAUAAAAUUUAACAACCUCUUAUUAAUUGAGAAACAUUACAACCUUUAAAAAUGACGCAUGUCAUCACUAAAAUAUUUUUUUUAGAGAAAUAAGUUGGUUUAUAUAAAUAUAUAUUAUACUUAUCACUAAACUAACCAUAAAAUUAAUUAUUCAUGUACACAAAAUCUUAUUCAUUUUUUCCAUAAAUAAAAACUACGAAAUUAUCUAAUAUGAUUAAAAUAUAUAUGAAAAUUAAUUAUUUUGAAUAAUAAAUAUCUAAUAUAAAUUUUUAAAAA